This is a messenger RNA of Monoraphidium neglectum, 621 nucleotides long. RefSeq names its product putative DNA replication licensing factor MCM2. Gene Ontology annotation, molecular function: single-stranded DNA binding; single-stranded DNA helicase activity; 3'-5' DNA helicase activity. The record is from RefSeq and is a predicted model, not a curated record. Lineage: Eukaryota; Viridiplantae; Chlorophyta; Chlorophyceae; Sphaeropleales; Selenastraceae. The transcript has 6 exons. Gene Ontology annotation, cellular component: MCM complex; nucleus. Gene Ontology annotation, biological process: mitotic DNA replication initiation; double-strand break repair via break-induced replication; DNA replication. Bases 1 to 621 code for a protein of 206 amino acids.
AUGGAGAUCUUGCGGGGCGCGGGCCUGGAUCCAGCCGCCGCUCGGCGGAGAGGCAAGGGUGCGAGCGCGGUGGGUCUGACUGCGGCGGUGCACAAGGACCCCAUCACGCGCGAGUGGACGCUGGAGGGCGGCGCGCUGGUGCUGGCGGACAGGGGUGUGUGCCUCAUCGACGAGUUUGACAAGAUGAACGACCAGGACCGCGUGUCCAUCCACGAGGCCAUGGAGCAGCAGUCCAUCAGCGUGUCAAAGGCCGGCAUCGUCACGCAGCUGCAGGCGCGGUGCAGCGUCAUCGCGGCGGCAAACCCGGUGGGGGGCCGCUACGACCCCAGCAAGACGUUCAGCGAAAAUGUGGAGCUCACGGACCCCAUCCUCUCGCGGUUUGACUGCAUGUGCGUCGUGCGCGACGUGGUGGACCCCAUCAACGACCAGCGGCUGGCGCAGUUUGUGGUUGGCAGCCACGCGCGUAGCCACCCCAGCCUCGCGCCGCUGGACCCCGAGAGGGCGGCGGAGAGGGCGGAGGCGCAGCAGGUCGGGGAGGACGGCACGCUGCCGCAGGCCGUGCUGCGCAAGUACAUCACGUACGCCAAGCAGCACUGCCGGCCGCAGCUCACGCAGGUGUGA